Molecule: messenger RNA, 2607 nt
Organism: Pelodiscus sinensis (Chinese soft-shelled turtle)
Lineage: Eukaryota; Metazoa; Chordata; Testudines; Trionychidae
Source: RefSeq, a predicted model, not a curated record
AUGCUUAUUGCUGUGAAUAAUGCCAUCAAGAAAUAUGAUAUGCUGAUUAAGCGCAGCCGGGCUGGACAGGCGGCCCGCGUGGCGCUGCACUAUCUCAACUACCGCCAGGGCUCGCCCAGCGCGCUGCGGGCACUGGGGCAGGUCCGGAAAGCCACGCUCAAGGCUAUCCCAGGAAUUGGACAUAAGUACUACCUGCAGUUCACUACAGAGGACUACAAAAGCAGUCAAGAUGUUGGGACCUGCCUUGCUACAGUACUCUACCUGAAGAGGAAACCUCGACCCGCUGUUAAUAUAAACUGCACAUAUACCAAAGAUCAGAAGCAAACUCGAGAAGAUGACUACAGCUUUUACAAAAAAAUGAGACAACAAACCAAAUCAAUCAUAGGAAAUGAGAUUCCUGACAAUGACGGAAAUAUUGAACCAGACUUGGAGCCAGUGUGGGCUUUGGCAGUUGCUGGCAGCAGUUACAUAAUGUGGGAAAAGUCAACAGAGAACUUAGGCUAUUUCAUGGCACAAGUCAAGAAUGUGAAGCAGUGGAUAACAAAAGAUGAUUCGACUGACUUUGACUACACAGUUAUACUACAUGAAAUUCCAACACAGGAAAUGAUUUCAUGCCAUCUCCGUGUUAUUUGGAUUCCUGGUCAUCCCCUGAAAGUGAAAUACUUCUGCUUGUCAGAGAACCAGUCAUCAGAAUCUGGAGAAGGGUCUGGAAUAGAAUCUGGGUCUACUACUGGAAUUUUCAAUGAGAAAGAAGCAAAUUUUUGAAAAGAUUAAUGUUGGCUUUAUAUAAAGAUUUUUAAAUGGAAAAAAUACCUUGCAAUACUAGUUUCAAUCAGUAUUGUGAUAACUCUUCUACACAAAUUGUGUUGCAGUAAAUGUGAAGUAUUUUAACUAGUCAACUUUCAUAAAAAAUAACUGUAGAAUUUCUUAAAUGAAUGUCACACAUUUUAUAUAUCUACUUAUGACAUAUAUACAUGCACACACAACACAAUUUAAUGUCACUAAGUUACUUAAAGUAACAGAAUGUGAACAAAUGUAAUAUAUUUGGGUAAAAGUCUUGAGGAAAUUAAUUUUUCAUUUCCAUAAGAAAAAUAUUUGUCUACUAAUUUUUUAAAUUUUUGAACAGGAAUGUUAUGCAUUAGUUUUUAACUUAUAUCUACAGUAAAAUAAAUACCAUUACAUUUAGAGGAAGCUGUGUUUUAUUUUUGCAUGACACUGAUGAUUCAUUCCUUACCCUCAGCAACUGCAAGCAAUCUCCAUCCUGGUUCCAAAUCUACAGCCAUUAAAGCCUACAGACUAGCCUAGGUGGCAUUUUUAGAAAGGACAACCGAUAUGGCAGAGAAAACAUUCUCUAUUGCAAACAAAAACAAACAUUAAAAAGACCAAUAAGAGCUGGAUGUAUUUUACUGUUCCGUGACCACAAGUUUUUUGCUGCAGAAGCUACUCCUUGACACAAAGUUAUACAAGUUUAGAAAAUGCAGUUUCAAGAAAUGUUUCUAGCACUUCUGAUUAUGAAAACAACUGUGAAAAUAUGGAGAGGGCAAAAACUUAAGGAGUAUUACCUUUCUCUGCAUGCAGACGGCCUGGAACAAUUUGCUCUAGAAAACUACAAAUUUGUCAGAAGAAAAAUAAGGAUAAAAAGACCCAGCAUGGUCUUUCCUAGUCUAUUUUUGUUUAUAGCAUGUAUGGAGUUCUGGUUAUCACCAUGAACAAAGAUGGAUAAACAGAAAAAGCUUUGUGCAGAUGUAUCCUCACAGCAGAGUUCCAGCAAAACACAGCUGCUUUCUUUCAAGUUACCCAGCUAGUACUCCCAGACUGCUUUUCCUAGUACUGUCUUUUUGCCCCAUCCUACACAUAUUAAAGUCAUUUUGUAAGAAGAUACAUAGUUUUCCAUGCCCAGCCUAGCCCAUGUGUUCUAGGUUUAGGGCAGGUGGGCUUUCCACUCAACAGGGCUGUACCUAGGAGGGCUUGGAGUCCAGGGCAAAUCAGCCUCCCAUCACCUGCUGCUCACCUGUCUCACCUCCCUGCCUGCCUCCUCACAACUUUAUUGAAGUGCAGGGCCCCAGCAAAGUGUAGGCCCGGGUAGUUACCCCAAUUAGCCAUACCCAACAGAUGGCUCUGCCCCUCACUGCCUACUCUUAAAUCCAUACCAAUCUGGACUUUAAUAACAAGACAAAAAACCAUUUUUAUUUAUAAAAAGUUAAAGGAAUUCCUUGUAAUAGGUGAGAUAUUAUGGUCUAAAUUACUGGUUAAAUUCUCCCAGUCAAAUGUUUUAAACAGAGUCAUCAAGCUGAUGGUGAUAAUUUAAAUUAACAAUAUUUAAGUCCAGAUUCAACAUUUAUUUUCAACGCUUUUCCACUUUGUGAGAAUGAAAAGGACCAAAGCAUUUUUUCUCCGAGAGGACGGUUGCCUCACAAACCCAGGAACAGCCAAUGCACUCAGACUAUUCAUCUACUGAAUGUAUAGUAGCACUACCUCUUUUUCCAUCAAAAUUGAGAUUGGUGACUGUCAUGAUUAUGAGGGUUAGCCAGAAGCCUGGGGAUUAAGGGGUUAACUACACCUAGCCAGGUGGAGUGACCAAUAAGAAUGUAGGUGGGACUUUUCAAA